Rhodofomes roseus is the source of this 743-nucleotide messenger RNA. RefSeq lists its product as uncharacterized. The transcript has 6 exons. The record is from RefSeq and is a predicted model, not a curated record. Bases 99 to 686 code for a protein of 195 amino acids. Lineage: Eukaryota; Fungi; Basidiomycota; Agaricomycetes; Polyporales; Fomitopsidaceae.
UUCAUAGGGCAUAAUCGUCAGUGUGCGCGGAUAGAUCCUAGUCUGCGGAUAUCGUCGUCUACGUCGUCUCGGAAAGCGCACGCUGGAUAGUCUCGCCUAUGCAACGGAGUCGGAGCAUCGAGUGUUUCGUACCAAAAGGACACACUUCCGGUUUUUUGUUCGUCACCUCGAGGACACUCACCAUGGCUUCCCUCCACAUCCUUGCCGUCGGUAGGACCCCACGAAGCAUAAGGACUUCCUUAGGAGCUAAGCAUAUGUUUGUCGAUGAUGAGUCUCUGUAUAAUGCGGUAAGCCGAUGUCGCAGUAUGGGGGAGCUGAUGGCGGGCCGUCUCCAGCUCCUUCGUCAAAGGUUUCAUGUCGUAGUCUGGCGUAAGGCCGUGAUCAGACUGGCUCUCCGGAUAUAUUUACUGGCAACAACGCACGGAGGCAGGGUCGAGAUAAUGUGGCCGUCACGUUCGAAAGCCGAGGUCGCCAGGAUCAUCGGAAGCAACGCGGUUAGGCAGGAGAUCACGUCGAGAAUAGGCCUUUGUCUUCAUUGUGUCGACGAUGCAGAAGUUGAGAGUCGUUUUGAGCAUGGAGACGCGGCGCAGGACCGCUCGGGGGAGGUAAGACCUGAAGGUCGAAAGGUGGCCACUCGGAGGUCUAGGCGAGGUUCGAAUCGUAGCGUACCGAACGACACAGGCUAGACGCACCACAAUCUCCUCGAAAAGUGUCUGGAAGCUCUGGAUGUCGCGACUUCGCGC